Daktulosphaira vitifoliae (grape phylloxera) is the source of this 1085-nucleotide messenger RNA. RefSeq lists its product as uncharacterized. The record is from RefSeq and is a predicted model, not a curated record. Bases 525 to 1070 code for a protein of 181 amino acids. NCBI's taxonomy places the organism in Eukaryota, Metazoa, Arthropoda, Insecta, Hemiptera, Phylloxeridae. The transcript has a single exon.
UAAAUUAAUAAUAUUUUUAAUAUAGUUUUAAUUUUACAUGAUUAUAAUAACCAAAAAUAAAGAUAAUUAGGAUGGUAUUAAAAGUAAAGAAUGAUAAUAGCAUCAUUCGUAACAGCGUUGCCAACCGUACGGUCCCGGUCCGGAUCAUACGGUACACGGUCGGACAUGUCAAAAUCAUGGAAAAAUACGGUAAUUGGUAAUAAUAUUAAAAUACUCAAACUAUACCGCCAAUUUAACUUGAAUAAUUUUAUUUUUUUGUACGGUCAUUAUUUUUGAUUUGUUUCGUGAAUUGAGUGUUAUUGUCGAUAUAAAGUUUUUCCAUAUUUUUAAAAGUGUUUUGUGUUAGUGAUGAAUACUUAGAUUCACCUUUACCAUCGGCAUCUUAUGGUCAAAGUACCACAAAGCUUGGUCACCGGCUUCAAAAAUAUAGAAAAAAUUGGGAGUCUUUACCUGCGUUCAAUAAAUGGCUUGAAUCCGUUAAAAGCAAUAAUUUUAAAGCUUAUUGUUGUUAUUGUAAAAUAGAAAUGGUUUCGGAAAUAACAACAUUAAAAAAACAUGCAAGUUCUUCUAAACACUGUGAAAAUUCCAAAUCCAUUACAGGUGUAAAUCUUAUAACUAAUAUGUUUAAAAAAGGAGACCAGGUAAAACGAAUCGAUCAAAUCAAAACAGCUGAAAUAUUAAUGUGUGGUUUUUUAUCUAAACACAACAUACCUUUUAAUGCUAUUAAUCGCUUGACCCAAGUAAUGAAAAAAGCUUUUCCUGAUUCUGAAAUUGCUCAAAAAAUCGUAUUAGACCGAACAAAGGCCACAAAAAUUGUUACAAAUGUCAUAGGACUUAGUAAUAAAGAAGAGUUAAUUAAUGAUCUUAAAAACACAUCUUUCAGUGUAAUAAUUGAUGAAAGCACUGAUGUAGGAACACUAAAAACUUUGUGUAUUUGUGUUAGAUAUUUUAAUCUAAAAAGUAAUAAAAUACAAUCCAGAUUUUGGGAGUUAGUUGAAUUGUUUAAAGACAGUAAUUCAGCUAAUGAAGGUGCAACUGCAAACAAAAUUUAUACUGAAGUUAUGAACUGAUUGAAAAACAAAAAU